Molecule: messenger RNA, 13281 nt
Organism: Puma concolor (puma)
Lineage: Eukaryota; Metazoa; Chordata; Mammalia; Carnivora; Felidae
Source: RefSeq, a predicted model, not a curated record
AUGAAUGUAUAUUUUGCAGCCUGUUAUUUCAGAGUCCUGUUUAGAAAAAAAAAUAUCGAAAAUAUACCCAUUGACGUGAUGACAGAUGAAGACAUGAACCGGGAGAAAAGCAACACAAAAGCAAGGCUUCGGAAAUACGAGGAACAGGAGUAUGGAGACGACACAUCAUCAGAGACUCAACCAGCUAAAGCAGCAGCAAAGGAAACCUUAAAAUAUAAAACACUUGAAACGUUUUCUGGAGCCUUGAAGUCAGGACAGACAGAAGAGUACCUUCAAGAAAGUAGAACUCUGCAGGAGCUUUCAAAGCCAGUUCCUCAUAAGAAGAAAGAGGUAUCAAAGGAAAAAAAGGGCCCAACUAACGCUUGUCCAAAAGUUAAGAAGAAAAGGCUUGCGUCGUAUGAUAGGACAGAACCGGAGGAUGAUGAUGUGACAAGACAUAUUAUAAGGCUACGAGAAAAGUUUGGCUGGCAAACAAUGUUACCGCAGCGCUGUUUGGAGUACAAAAGUUCCAAACUUGCAGUUCAGAAGAUUAUUCUAAAGGAACCUUUAAAAGAUGAUGGAGAAUUUGUAUAUUGCCUUUCUCGGAAAAAUAGUAAAGGUGUCUAUAAUCCGUAUGACCUCCAGGUGGUCUCUGCUCACAGAGCUAGACAUGGCAAAGAAUUCUGGAUUAUUACAGCAUCAUCUGUCUCCAAGGUUACUAACGUAGGUGGCGUAGAAGAAGUAGAAUCUGUACCGACUGUGGAAUGGCUUUUAGAAAGAACGUGUUACCAUUUAUUGCAGCAGUUCAGGAUAUUUUCCAAGUUUCGAAUUAAUAAAGCAUUUGUUACUUGGAAAUUGAAUGUUAGAAGAAUUAAGACAGAGAAGAGCAGGUCAUUUUUGUGCCGCCAUCUUUUUGGGGCUGAUGAGUUAUUUCAAGGCUGUCUGCUCUAUGUAAAGGGACUUUGUGAAGAUGCAGUUGAUGGCAAACAUGGAAAAGAAUAUGAAGAAACUCCAUCUGCCAUUUGCCUCAUCAAGGUGAGGAGCAGCAUACUACUGUUAGCCUCUGUGGCAGAAAAGAAAGAAAUUAAAGAAUAUUUUGAGUCAAACCUCUCUGAAGACUACACAACACAUUUCAAGCUGCCUGAAUAUCGACGUUUAUUAAAAACAAUUUUGAGGUUUCUGAUGCUGGUUGACUACAUAUUUCAGGAACUCAUCCGUCAACUGAUGAACACUGCCGUCACACUGCUUUUGGAAUUAUUUAAUAAUUCUGCUAGAGUGCCAUUUUCAAGGGAAAGAAAGAAUGAAAAUCUCAUCAAAAUGUACAAGAAUAUCUUUACUUUCCCUGGAAAGAUGACAAAUGAUGGUGAAGAAUUUGUCGGUAAUUCAAAUUUACGUGCCACUUCUGUUUUAAAGUCAGAAGUGAAAAUGGAAGCAGAUAUUAAUGAGAUUUUGAAUCAUAUCAAAGUGGAGAGCAAUUUGAGGAAAGUAUAUGCACCAGUAUUUGAAGUGACUCUACGCUUGAGGUCUCCUGAAGAGAGUGACUCUUCAGAAACUUCCACAGAGAACUUUCAUGAGUCUGACAAUGGCUCUGAGGAACCUGGGGUGUGUGAACAAGAGGAGGCACCAAAAAAUGAAGUCAGUUGUGUCAUAAAACAGUCGAGUGAAGAAAUGCCAAUAAUGAAGAAACCAAAAAAAGUUUGUUACAACCUUGAAGAAAUACCUUCAGACAUAGAAAUCAUGACCGAGUUCGAGAAUAAAUACAUGUGUGAUGAGUUUUCAGAAUUUGCUACAAAUCUCUUCAUAGUUCCCAACAGAUUAGAUUUUUCAAGAAAAAUUCAAAAUAUGGUGACUGACAUUGAAAAACAUAUAACCAAGAUUAUUCCUCUUUGCCAAGAUCCCCGCCUGUCUGUCUUUACUGAAUCGGUUUUAAUUGUGAAUUUACCUAAUAAGACUGAAAGUGGCAUUGCCUGUAAGAAGACAACCAGAUGGCCAGAUUGUCAGGUUCUUUUUGAAGUGGAUCCUACCUACCAAAACAAAAUUGCCAGUCUCCUGACUUUUAUUGGUAACUCAAUGGGCCUGGUUAGUGCUUACAGCUGCCAGUUUAGAAAAUACUGUACCAUCGUACAGAGUGCCAAAGUCAUGAGUAUGAAAAUGUCCUCUAUGGAAGAAUUAACUCCAACACAGUUUAAAACUAUACUAGCUAAAUUCAGAAAGUAUCUGAAACACAUUGUCAACAUGGUCAUUGAGAAACGCAUUGGUAUUUUCAAUGUUACAAGUCUCGAUUAUCAGUCAGAAUGCUUACCAUAUGUUGAGAAUAUCAUACGUCUGAGUCACGACCUCCUGCGAUCUGUAAUUGAAAACAAGAGCACAAAUCUAUUAGAAGUUGUGGAGACCUCACUGAGGAAGAUGGAGUGCGAUCCCACUGAAAUUGAAGAAUUUGUGGAACAUUUUGCUUUUUUGGAGGGGAUUUCCUCAAAAUUGUCUGUGUUAGAGAAAGAACACUCCGUCGUUGCUCAGCUGCAUUCUGUUGUAAGGUAUUACCAGGUCCAGAUUUCAGGAGAGCAAAUUGCCAUCUAUAAAAUUCUUCUCGUCAAGUUUGGGCAGCUAAAAACCUCCAUGAAGUUAAGGGAGAUGAAUAAAGACGCCGCUAUUGCUAAAUUCAGAGACAAUCUGGAAGCUCACAUCACGGGUCUGCGAGUUGACGUCAGCAACUUGAAGGCCAAGAUCAGAACUCCUGUUCUGCUCUGUGCCGAGACUGGUGUGGCCAGCGCCAUGGAGAUGAUGCAGACACUCACGGAGGAAGCCGCAGGUCUGGCUCACAAAGCUAGAACCUACUCCAAAUUCCAGCACUGCUUUGACGACGCCGAGUCCCACAUGCACUCCCUGAACAUGGAGGAUGUGGCGCAGAUCGUCCGUGCGGAGAUCGCCGACAUCGAGUAUGACCUGACCUUGAGGAAGACACUGUGGGCUGCACAGGAGGAAUGGAGAACGCUCCUUAGGGAGUGGAGGAACAGACCUCUCCACAGUGUCGACACAGAAUCCAUGCAGAGAAACGUUUCAAGAUGGAUGCAUGUGAUCUCCGUGCUAGAGAAAGGUUUACCUAAAAACGACCUGGUGACCCAUCUUAAGCAAUCAGUGACAGAAUUUAAACAAGGGCUGCCUACUAUCAUAGCUCUGGGAAACCCCUGUCUGAAGCCAAGGCACUGGGAUGCUCUCCAGAUUAUUGGAAAGUCAGUUUCUCUUGAUAAGAACUGCACAGUAGAGAAUCUUCUAGCUCUCAAGAUGUUUCAGCACCAACACGAAAUAAACGAAAUCUCAAUCUCCGCCACUAAGGAGGCUAUCCUUGAGAAGACGCUGUUUAAGAUUAUUGAUCUGUGGAACACGACCCCGUUACACUUGGUUGUGCAUCACUCCGAGACGUACUCCAUCCUGAUCAUUUCGUCCAUAGACGACAUACUCACUCAGCUGGAAGAGUCUCAGAUCACACUGGCAACAGUUAAAGGGUCUUCCUCUCUCGGGCCCUUUAAGGAUCUUGUGGAAAAGUGGGAUCAGAACUUGUCUCUCUUCUCUUCUACUCUUGAGGAAUCGAUGAAUUGUCAAAGAAAUUGGCUUUAUCUGGAACCAAUCUUUCAUUCUGUGGAAAUACAAAGGCAACUCCCUGUGGAAGCAAAACUCUUCUCUCAAGUGAUCUCCAUGUGGAGAGAAAUCAUGUCAAAAAUACAGAACAAGCUGGAUGCUUUGCGAAUAACCAUUUCUGCAGGGGUCCUUGAAACUCUGCAGAAUUGCAAUCUGCAUCUUGAACAUAUAAUGAAAAGUCUUGAGGACUACCUUGAAACUAAAAGAAUGAUUUUCCCCAGAUUUUACUUUCUCAGCAACACUGAACUUCUCGACAUCAUAGCGAAUAGCAGAAAUCCAGAGUGUCUACAGCCUCAUCUUGCGAAAUGUUUUGAAAAUAUAAAACGGUUACUGCUGUGGAAGCAAGAAAUUGGGCCCCCUGCCGUCAUAAUGCUCAUAUCCGCUGAAGGAGAGUGCCUUCUGCUGCCCAAGAAAAUUCGAGUAAGAAGUGCCGUGGAACAGUGGCUGGUAAAUGUUGAGAAAAGGAUGUUUGAUGUGAUGAAAAAAGAGAGAUUUAUUCUUCACUCGUCAUCUUGACCUCUUUUUCAGAGCCAGAUCAUGUUUUCUAAUGAUUGCAUCAGAAGUUUUGCGAGCUCUCGUUCAAGAGAGGAGCUGGAGAAAGUCCGUGCUGGUCUGAUGGGUCAGCUGGAGGAGAUUUCGGAGCUUGUGGCGCUGGAUUGCGGUAACGCGCGCACGAAAGCCGUCCUGGGGGCGCUGCUCACGCUGUACGUUCACUGCAGAGACGUAGUGGGGGACCUGCUGCUGAAAGGGGUCUUCAGCGCAGAUGAUUUUGAGUGGACAAGACAUUUGCAGUAUCAGUGGAACGAAAAACAACAGCUGUGCUACGUGUCCCAAGGCGAUGCCAGCUUUACUUAUGGCUACGAGUACCUGGGCUGUACCCCCAGACUGGUCCUUACGCCCCUCACCAACAGGUGCCAGCUCACGCUCACGGGGGCUCUGCUCUUGAAUCUCGGAGGCUGCCCCUCUGGGCCCACCGGGACGGGCAAAACAGAGAGUGUCAAAGAUCUAGCAAAGUCGUUAGGCAAACAUUGUGUGGUGUUCACCUGUUUUGAGGAUUUGGAUUAUAAGAUAAUAGGAAGACUCUUCCUCGGACUGGUUCAGUCGGGAGCGUGGUGCUGUUUGGAUGAGUUCAAUCGGAUCGAUGUGCAGGUCCUCUCUGUGAUUGCGUCGCAGAUCCUAACAAUUAAGGCCACAAAAGACAGCUAUUUGGUCAGGUUUGUACUGGAAGGAAAAGACAUUCGUAUCAAUAUGUCUUGUGCGGUAUUUGUCACCAUGAAUCCUGAGUACAAAGGUCGAGUAGAACUCCCAGAUAACUUAAAAUCUCUGUUUCGCCCAGUGGCGAUGAUGGCUCCCCAUUAUCAAAUGAUUACUGAAAUAAUGCUGUUUUCAUCCGGUUUCAAAUCUGCAAAAUCCCUCUCUGGAAAGCUGGUUAGCAUUUACGAAUUAGCUAACAAACAGCUCUCACAACAGGAUCAUUAUGAUUUUGGCUUGAGGUCUCUAAAGACAGUUUUAAUAGCGGCUGGAAAGAAGAAAUGGGUGUUUAAAUGCGAGCUUUCUGAAACGGAUGAAAGUCUGAUCCUUACCGAGGCUGUAAGAGAAGCUAGUUUACCAAAAUUUCUCCCUGAAGAUGUCCCACUUUUUGAAAAGAUCAUGGCAGACAUUUUUCCUGGAGCAGCAGUUUCGACAGAAAAUCAAGUUGCCUUGGAGAAAGUAGUGUCUAUUGCAACACAACAGUUGGGUUUCCAUCAGUGGCCAGCUCAGAACAAGAAAACCAUACAGUUUUAUAAUCAACUUCAGACUUGUGUUGGUGUGAUGUUAGUAGGCCCAACAGGUGGAGGAAAAACAACAGUCAGAAGAAUUUUAGAAAGAGCAUUAACACUAUUACCAAUUGAAGACUUCCUAUCAACUAAAGAAAGCGAAUCUAUUUCACAGGUUCCAGGAAGAAAAGGAAAGGUAGAUAUUUGUGUUUUAAAUCCAAAGUGUAUCACUCUUAGUGAACUAUAUGGACAACUGGACCCUAACAGUAUGGAAUGGACUGAUGGAUUAUUAUCAAGCACAGUUCGAAAUUAUGUAUAUUCUAAUACUGCAAGGUACUCAAAAAAAGACAGCGAUCUUGGACUGAAAUCAAGAAUCUCGGAUGCAUCUAAUGUUUUCAAACUUGAUUCCUCUGAUAUAGCAGAUAUUGACGAUAACAUUUCUAAGCAGGAGAUGGAGAAAGAUGUUAAAAUCCCAGAAAGUCAGAACCACGAUUGGCAGUGGAUUAUUUUGGAUGGUCCAGUGGAUACGUUUUGGGUAGAAAAUCUAAACUCCAUGCUGGAUGAUACUAGAACGCUGUGUCUGGCAAACAGUGAGCGAAUAGCCUUAACUAGUAACAUACGAGUGGUUUUUGAGACCGACAGUCUCUCUCAGGCCAGUCCUGCAACCGUCAGCCGGUGUGCAAUGGUCUACAUGGAUCCUGUUGAUCUGGGAUGGGAGCCCUAUGUCAAGUCAUGGCUGUUGAAGACUUCUAAAAUUAUGAGUCAAACAGGAGUGAGUUGUCUUGAAUUCUUGAUUAAAAAUAGCGUCACAGACGGACUACAGUUUAUAAAGAAGCAUCAGACAUGUCAGCCGUUUCCUGUACAGGACCUAGCAGUGGUCACAACUCUCUGCAGGAUUCUCGAUGCCUUCUUUGAGUUCAUGAGUGAAAAUGGAGGCUUUGGAAAAUGUGACGAUUGGAAGGACGUUUCAACUGGGGAGAAAAAUUCUCCAUGUGCAAAAGUUUCUGCCAAAUUCAAGAAUACAGAAGAGAGAGCUGAAAGUACAUGGUAUCUGGAAAAGAAUCCUGAUAAAUUGAAAGUAGUGAUUCAGAAGCUCUUCAUGUUUGCAUUUACGUGGGCGUUUGGAGGCGUUUUACAACAUGAAAGUGACCCUGAAGGUGAGACGGUGCUGUAUCGGAGCUGUGAUCCCAGUUCAGCCGCCAGAGUCACUUACGGCUUCGACAAUCUCGUCCGCAAACUGUUUGAAAAUAACCCACAAGUAGGUAUCAGCCUACCAACUGGUAAGCAUUCGAUCUUUGGGUAUUUUGUGGAUUUACAGCAAUGCGAAUUCAUACCAUGGUCAGAGUUACUUCCUAGUAUUCAGACACUCAUUCAGAAAGGAACUUCAAUGCUAGCUGACCCGCAAGCAUCCAGCGAGAACCUCUUGAAGAUCACAGAGUACGGCGAGAACAUCAACCAUAUCGCCACCAGCGACACGGUGUCCUUUUCUUUCCUCAUCAGCCUUCUUUUAAAGAAUUUCUGCCCUGUACUUCUCACAGGAGACUCUGGUGUUGGGAAAACCACUACCAUUAAUCAAAUGCUUGAAAGGUUGGAGGGCCCUGGAGCAUUUGAUGUGAAAUAUGGGUCAAUUUUAGGAGAAGUCCUGUUGUAUAACGAAAUUAAAAAAUCAAGGUUCCUGAAGCAGAAUAUCAACAUCUUGCUCUCUGAAAGUCACAAGACAGGAUCCGCAAGUCUAGAUGGGAAGACUAUUAAAAAGCCAGAAGUCAAAACUGAAGAAAGUUCACUGAAAGACAAUAAUAAAGGAAUUAUCGUCUCAACGAUAAAUUUUAGCAUCAGUAUGACCGCUGCCAAAGCCAAGGAGAUGAUCCUUAAGAAGUUAGUAAGAAGAACGAAAGACAGUCUUGGAGCGCCAAAGAGCAACCAGAUUGUAAUAUUCAUUGAUGACCUGAAUGUGCCCGAAUCGGACACGUAUGGGGCACAGCCGCCCCUGGAGUUAGUCAGACAGCUACUGGAUUUGGGAGGACUUUACGAUACCAAAAAACUCACGUGGAAGAAUAUUCAAGAUCUUUCUCUGGUUGCCGCUUGUGUCCCUUCAGUAGCCAGGAGGCACAUGAGCCCGCGCCUCCUCAGACACUUUUCCGUUCUGGUGCUGCCGCAUCCUUCACAGAGCGCCUUACGUACGAUUUUCCAGGCUCAUUUGGGAAUGUAUUUCUCCAUCAAUAACUUCACUGUCGACGUCCAGAGAAGUAAGGAUCAAACAACAUCUUGCUCUCUGGCUGUGUACCACCAAGUGUGCCAGAACAUGCUGCCGACCCCCGCCAAGUGCCACUACAUAUUUAACCUUCGAGACAUGUUUAAGCUUCUCCUAGGCUUGCUACAAGCUGAGAAGGCCGUUAUCAACUCCAAAGAGACGGCGGCCCUGUUCUUUGUUCACGAAGCCACUCGAGUGUUCCAUGAUCGUUUGAUUGACUCUGCUGAGAAAGGACUUUUCUAUCAGUUUCUUUCAAAAGAACUUGAGAAUUAUUUUCAGAUUGGAGUAGACGGGUGUGGGAAGGAAGCGUGUGCGACCCUGGCGUGUCACCUGAUGGAGUGCAAGCUGUCCCCCGUGCCCUCAGCUCACAGUCAGGCCCAUGCGGAGUUCAAAGAAGCCCUCAAAAGGGGGGUUAUCCAAGCAGGAUUAGAAGGGAGCCCCACCGCUUUGAUAGUUGCUAACAUAAACCUAAAGCAGGAGUCAUUUUUGGAAGAUUUGGACAGCGUUCUCAACGCGCAGAAAACCCUUGACUUGUUUGAAGAUGACGAGCUGGGCUCCAUCACGCUACAGAUCCGAUCCUUUGCUGAGCCGUCUGGUUCUGUUGACGACAGGCAGUCUUUCCUCGCACUCUUCCAGAAGCACUUAAAGGAAAAACUCGCCUCGACGUGUGUCCAAAUCCACAAAAGCAUAAAAGACUUGAACACAAAAUACUUUCAGAAAACCGGACGGCGUAAUUACGUCACUCCCAACAGCUACUUGCGAUUCAUGGAUACAUUUGCUCACAUUUUGAGGUCACGCCAGAAGGAAAUGGAAGCAAAGAGGAGUCGUUUGCACAUGGGCCUGUCCAAGAUCCUGGAAGCCAGCGCUCUGGUUACAGAAACACAGGAGGAGCUCUUGAUUCUUGGCCCUCAGAUAGAACAAAAAACAAAGGAAAAGGAAGCCCUGAUGGAAAGACUGUGGAGAGAUUCACAAGUAGUUGAGAAAGUUCAGAUGCUGGUUCAACAAGAUGAAGAAAUUAUGGCAGAAGAAGUCAGAAUUGUGGAAGAAUGUGCUCAGAGAACCGCCAGAGAGAUAAGGAGUGUGCUGCCAGCUCUGGACAAGGCCACCGUGGCCCUGAGCACCCUGGAUAAAGCCGACAUCACCGAGCUAAGGGUGUACACGCGGCCUCCCUCCCUCGUGCUGAUGGUCAUGAACGCUGUGUGCAUUCUUCUGCAGAAGAAACCCAACUGGGCCUCGGCGAAGUUGCUUCUUUCUCAAACCGGUUUCCUAAAAAAACUGAUCAACCUGGACAGGGACAGCAUCCCCGACAAGGUUUUCAUGAAGCUGAAAAAAAUUUUGCUCUUCCCUGAUUUCAACCCAAACAAGAUUGCCCUCGUUUCUGUAGCCUGUUGCUCUAUGUGCCAGUGGGUCAUAGCUUUGAAUAACUAUCAUGAAGUGCAGAAGCUCGUGGGCCCCAAGCAGAUCCAAGUGGCAGAAGCUGAACGUGUCCUAAAAAUUGCACGACAGAGGCUGGCCGAAAAACAAAGAGGUUUGCAGCGGGUGGAAGAACACGUGCUGGCCUUGCAGGCGGCCUACAAAGACCUCGUGGCCAAAAAGCAGCUGCUAGCAAACAGAAGGAAACGGGCCACCAGGCGCCUGCAGUGUGCAUCUGUCUUACUAACCAGCCUGGAAGGCGAGAAGACUCAAUGGCCAGAAACAAUCGAUCAAAUAGACAAGAAGUUGGAAAGAAUCUGGGGUGACGUGCUUCUUUCAGCAGCGUGCAUCGUCUACAGCGGGGCGUUGACAGCAGAAUUUCGCCAGUUGAUUGUGAACAAAUGGGAGACUCUCUGCACCGAAAACAGCAUCCCUUUGUCGCCCAACUUUUCUUUAAUUGAAGUCAUGGCCCCAAACCACGAGAUCCGCCGGUGGCAUUCUCAGGGGCUCCCGCCCGGUCAGUAUUCAACGGAGAACGCCAUCUUGACCAGGAACAGCCUGCAGUGGCCACUGCUGAUUGACCCACAUAAGCAGGCUCACAACUGGAUCCGGCAGACGGAAGGGUCCAGGCUGCAGGAGCUCUCCAUGGAGGACGGCAGCCACAUCCAAACUAUUGAAAAUGCUGUGAAGACAGGAGGGAGUGUCCUCUUGCAGAAUCUCCCUGAAACAUUAGCUCCAAGUUUAAAGGCAAUUUUGAAGAAGGAGAUCUAUCAGAAAAGAGGACAAUAUUUCAUAAGGGUCGAGGAUUCUGAGAUUGAAUACAAUUCCCAAUUUAGGUUGUUCAUUUCCACAGAGGUAGACAACCCCCAUCUUCCUCCGUCGGUUUAUAACUUUGUUACCGUGAUCAACUUCACCUUAACGUUCCGAGAUUUGCAGGAUCAACUCCUUUCUACGGUAUUAACUCACGAAGUUCCUCACUUAGAAAGUCAACGUUUCCAGUUGUCGGAGAGUAUAUCCCUUGAUGCUGGGACUCUUGAAGAGCUAGAAGAACAAACGUUAAAUGUACUGGAGACCGUCCAAGCACGUGUGUUAGAUGAUGAGGAAAUUGUAGACAUCUUAAGAAAAUCCAAAACGACUUCAAAUGAGAUUUCCAAGCGCAUCAAAGCGACAGAAAAAGCAGAAAGUGAAAUCCAAACGCUGCGGGAACACUACCGGUCUGUCGCGACUCGAGGCGCCCUGCUCUACUUCCUCGUGGCCGGGCUCGCCCGCCUCAACUCCGUGUACCAGUUCUCCCUGGACUGGUUUCGCCAGGUGUUCGUUCGAUCAGUAGCUCCCCGGAGCAAAGAACAGGAACACGGCCUGAAGAGGGAGAAAACGUCUCAGAAAAAAGUUGGUGAUACCACAGACCUCGCCAAGGAACCAAAGUUCGAGAGCGACAGGCAUCUCUUGGAGAAACAUCUGCAACAGUCAGUAGAUGUGCUGACAAGAAAUGUUUUUAAGGUGGUGUCCUCGGCUCUGUUUCACCAACACAAGCUGUGUUUCUCCUUCCGGCUUUGCACCACGAUCAUGCAGAAUAAUGCUGGGGGCAGUCCAGUGCCGGAUGACAUCGGGUCCCUACCGGACGAAGAAUGGGACAUCUUCUUACAUUCCGACACGUUGACGAACGUUAAAGGUGUGAUGCCCCAGCCUAGGCUUAACAGUAAGUAUGAAACUUGCAGAAAUCGGCACCUUCAGUGGUUGUCGGAUUCCACGUGGAAGCAGUGUCUGUACGUCAGCCACGAACUUGAACCGUUCGCUCUGCUGUGCGAGUCCCUUCUGUCAAAUGUGUCACAGUGGGACGCUUUCAAAAGCAGUGAGGCUGUCUAUUGCCUGAUGAGCCUGCCUUUCUCUCCAGAAAAGGCUCCAGCGGAGGAAAGGAAGAAACCACCGGAGGGAACUGAACUUCUGAAUGAAGUUGAAGAAAUACAUAGUCCUGUGAAUUUCCACUGGGAGAAGCUCACUCCAUUUCAAAGACUCAUUCUGAUCAAAAUUCUUCAGCCGGAGCAGCUAAAGAAUUCAGUGAGAAGGUUUGUAACUGAAAAAAUGGGAGAUGAAUAUGCUCUCAGGACUGGAAUUCGUUUGCAAGAGUCCUAUGAGGGAUCCAGUGCCACAACGCCACUGAUACUUCUGCACUCCCACGGGACUGACCUCACCAACAUGCUCCUGAAGUUUGCGCAAGAGUUGAAAGGAAGAACGCAGCAUGUGACGGUGCUUUCCCUGGGCCGUGGCCAGGCCGCUAAGGCAGAAGAGGUCAUUGUGAAGGCCCUGAGCAGCCCCACACAGUGGGUCUUCCUCCAGAACUGCCAUCUCGCCACGUCGUUCAUGCCACGGCUCUGCUCCAUCAUAGAAUCAUUUAACAGCCCAGAUGUGACAGUGGACCCUGACUUCAGGCUGUGGUUAAGCUCAAAGUCGGGCAGUUCUUUCCUGAUUCCUAUUCUUCAGAGGAGCUUAAAGAUUGCAGUGGAAAAUCCGCAAGGAUUGAAAAGUAACUUACUGCAGACGUUUGGAUACAGUGGCAGUGGAGUGGUGACAGAAGAGACAUUUGAAAAACUGGACUGUGGACCGUGGUGGAAAAAGCUUUUAUUCGGCUUAUGUUUUUUCAAUGCUCUAAUCAAUGAGAGAAAAAAUUAUGGAACACUGGGCUGGAAUAUUGCUUACAAAUUUAGUUCUUCAGACUUGGAGGUUGCCAUAAAGGUGCUGGAGAACUCCCUGAAUGCACAGACCGGUAUUUCGUGGCAGAAACUGCACUACCUCAUUGGGGAAGUGACUUACGGCGGCCGGGUGACGGACACCUGGGACAGGCGGUGUCUAAACACCCUUCUGCACAAAUUCUGUAACCCGGAAGUGCUGAAAGAUGACUUCAGUUUCUCCAGCGAUGAGCCGGUGCCGAAAUCCGCGAGCUUGAGGGAUUACAUACACAUCGUCCAGUCCUUACCUGACGACGACACGCCUGGGCUCUUGGGACUGCACCCAGAGGCCAUAAGGGGUGGCAGAGAGAUCCAGGGCCGGCACCUUGUGGACAGUCUCAUUACCAUGCAACCCGGGACCAGCGCCGAUCUCGCGGUCCGUCCCGAGCAGAGUAACGACAAACUGCUGAUGGAAAUCCUGUCUGACCUGCUACAGCGGCUGCCGAGGUCUGUGGAGAAGGAAGAAUGUGCUGGAACACCCAGCACCUUGAAGUGCAUCAUGUCCAGCCCCCUCUGGGAGUCUCUCUGUAAGAGCAUCCAAGGCUAUGAUCCCCUCAUCCACUGUGUCCUGCUAACCUUUCUGAGCCAAGAAAUCGAACGAUUUGAUAAGUUCUUAUUUGUUGUGCAUGAAUCUUUGAAAGGCCUUCAACUUGCGAUAAAAGGAAAAACCAUCCUCACCCAAGAACUGGAGGAAAUGUAUGAGUCUUUUCUCAAUGGAAGAGUGCCUACGCUGUGGCAGAAACAUGCCUACAAGUCCUGUAAGCCUCUGAGUUCCUGGGUUAACGAUCUCAUCCAGCGAGUGAAUUUCUUCAACACUUGGGCCAAAAUGGCUUACACUGCAAUACAUCAUCGGUACAUGAGAUUUGUCGCCACCGGGAAGCAUUCCAUUCCAUCGUCCGCCCAAAACCCCAGAUCCUCUGACAAUAAAACCAGUGAUUUCUGUGAAGGAUUUCCUGCAAGAUACUGGCUCCCAGCUUUCUUCUUUCCGCAAGCUUUUCUCGUGGCCGUGCUUCACGACUACGGACGGUCCCAGGGAAUCUCUCUCGGCGCCCUCACGUUUGCCCACCGUGUGAUCUCGGACACCGCUGACAGCAGAGACGAGGGGUUCUCCGCGGCCAUCCACGGGAACCUCAACACAGUCAGGACGGCCUCUGAGGGCACAGACCGCACUCACGUCGGAGUUCACGUUUUCGGUUUAUUCGUCGAGGGCGCAAGGUGGAAUCGGGAACAAAACAUACUAGAGGACUCGCUGCCUCGUGAGCUCUGUUAUGAUUUCCCUGAAAUCUACUUCCUGCCAACAAAGCUUUCCACUGAGCGAGCAGGUGCUUCUGACCAGACAGAUACGCAGCGCUACACGUUUGAGUGCCCGGUGUAUCAGACGCCUGAGAGGUCAAGAACUGUGACAACCACUGGCUUGCCUGCAGACUUCCUGACCUCCGUGCACUUACCCACGAAGAGACCCCCCAGUCACUGGGUCACAACACGGGUUGCCUUGCUGUGUGAGAAAAAGGAGAAAUAA